CGUUUCCCUUCUCCAAAAAGUUGCACUAGAUAUUUUUCUCUUUCUCCUGUGUCUCUAACCCCAAAGCAACAGCCACCACCCCUUUAAUUACUGUACGAAACUAACAGAAAAACAGAGCAAGAGCCAAGAAGCCAUUCUUUUUUCGGUGCUUCGCUAUUGCUAUGUGUGUCUCUGAACAUAUAGAGAUCGGUGUUAUUUGAUUGAGGGGUUUGUGGAGAUUGUGGUUUGCUGCUGGAUUAGGGAUGGAUCGAGAAGGAGGAUCCAACGGCGGAUCUUGCUACUACUCUGUUCUCGGGAUUCGCAGGGAUGCCUCCUUCUCUGAUAUCCGCACUGCUUAUCGCAAACUCGCCAUGAAAUGGCAUCCGGACAAGUGGACUCGGAAUCCGGGUGUUGCUGGAGAAGCGAAACGGCGAUUUCAGCAAAUCCAAGAAGCGUACUCAGUUCUAUCUGACCAAAGUAAGAGGUCAAUGUACGAUGCUGGGCUUUAUGAUCCUUUAGAGGAAGAAGAUGAAGAUUUCCGUGACUUCAUGCAAGAAAUGCUAUCGAUGAUGAAUAAUGUGAAAGACGAGGGAGAUAGCUUUGAAGAUCUGCAAAGGAUGUUCGUGGAGAUGGUCGGUGGAGAUGGCGCGGGCUUUGACCUCAAUGAAAAUCCAACGGAUAAGAAGAGGGCACGAGCCAACGUAUCCAAAGGUAAUACGACAAAACGCAACAAUUCUCGCUGCUGAUGCAUCGUACUGGAUAAAAGCUAUGGAGCCCAUUGUAUUUGACUUUUGUACCAAUGUGUUUUUAAUUUGUGAUGCCCUUUUGAUUUGUGAGGGUGGGAAUUGGGUUCUUAUUGGAUAGUUUAGUUUAGAAGACAGUUUGGUGUUUUACAGUUUUAGGCUAUCAUUUAUUUGAGUACUUUAUAAAAAAUAUGUGGAAGCCGUGAUGAUAGGCAUUUGGUUGGUGGAAUAAAAUUGCCUUUUCCUUUUAUUUGUUCA
Molecule: messenger RNA, 980 nt
Organism: Jatropha curcas
Lineage: Eukaryota; Viridiplantae; Streptophyta; Magnoliopsida; Malpighiales; Euphorbiaceae
Product: Chaperone DnaJ-domain superfamily protein
Source: RefSeq, a predicted model, not a curated record